This is a messenger RNA of Sphenostylis stenocarpa, 828 nucleotides long. The record is from the annotation of a GenBank genome assembly. Lineage: Eukaryota; Viridiplantae; Streptophyta; Magnoliopsida; Fabales; Fabaceae.
AUGUCAGUGUCUUUCUCUUCAACCUCGCUUCCGUUCUCUGCAUCUUCAUUCGCAUUCCAAAGACCACAACUUUGCUUCAAUCCACUCACAGUUGCAUCAGAUAACUUUCACUCAGCAACAUGUGGUCGUCGUCUUGUACUGGAUGCUGGAGGCACAAGCUUGUGUCGAAGGUUUCGUGGUUUUAAACUGUGGGUACUUGAGAGACUCAACUUUCAAUUCAAGUCACCAAAGCAACCUAAGAAUAGAAAUCGCUUCAAAAAUAAUUUGGAAAAUUCAGGUUUAUCAAAUGAAAAGGGCUCAAUAUCUGAUUCAUCUUCAAUUCUCCAUGUUCCUGAUGAUAAGGUCACUUCCAUGGAGUUUCCAUCUUUGCUGCAGACAGGUUUAGCUGCUACUCCCAUGGAUGUUAGCAGAAUACCCUCACUUUGCAUUGCUGUUAUAGGAGCCACUGGUGAGCUGGCAAAGAGUAAGAUUUUCCCUGCUUUAUUUGCCCUCUACUACAGUGGCUUUCUUCCUGAGAAUGUAGGCAUUUUUGGGUAUUCAAGGAAGGAUAUAACGGAUGAAGACCUGCGAUCUAUUAUAGCUUCAACAUUAACAUGCCGAGUUGAGCAUCAUCAUCAACUUGGGAAACUGCUUGCUAGAGAGAAUUGUGGGGACAAAUUAGAUGCUUUCCUUAGUAGAACAUAUUAUGUUAAUGGAGGUUAUGACAAUAAAUAUGGGAUGUCCAUGCUGAAUGCCCGAAUGGAGCAAAUUGAGCUUAUUAUCUACCACAGGGAGGAUCCAAAACCAACAGGAUAUUCUACCUUUCAGUGCCACAAGAAGCAGUUUUAG